Molecule: messenger RNA, 2155 nt
Organism: Zea mays
Lineage: Eukaryota; Viridiplantae; Streptophyta; Magnoliopsida; Poales; Poaceae
Product: phosphoribosylamine--glycine ligase
Exons: 5
Coding region: 299-1867 (522 amino acids)
Biological process (GO): purine nucleobase biosynthetic process
Molecular function (GO): phosphoribosylamine-glycine ligase activity; ATP binding; metal ion binding
Source: RefSeq, marked provisional
AAUGGAGGGCAUCAGACAAACAAACAGAACCUUUAAAGUGCCAGACCGCCGCAUCCGCCGCCACUAGCGGAGACUGCCCCGCCGCGCUUUCUCCAAGUUCAGCUGACGGCCGCCGUGCCUACUCCAGGCCCCGCCGACGCCCUGUGAAGAAGACCCUGGUUGCGCUGGCGCCCAUCGCGAGCAAGAAGCUCUGAAACUCGACGGCGGAGCCUCAAGCUCGUGCGCCGAAGUUCAUUCUUUCGCCCUGUAGAAACAAAGGGCAGAAAUUGGCUAGGACUAUCCUGGCCCCCCACUGGCCAUGGCGUGUGCUGCUUACAGCAUCAGAAGCCCUCUCAAGCUCGCUGUAAGGCACGGCUCGGAUGUGUUGAGUAGCAACAACUUGUGCAAUGGCUUUAAGUCUUCGGUGUCUUACCUCAAUUCUCAACGUUGGAGCAGCAACUGCUCAGCCGUCACAAUGCGGCAUGUCGCAUCCCAUUGUCACUCGAUUGUUAAGACUCCAGCAAUGUGGCCCUCAAAAGCUUCAGCAACUGAUGCAGCCACAGCUUCCGAUGAGAGGAUAACUGUACUGGUCAUUGGUGGUGGAGGCAGGGAGCAUGCUCUUUGUUAUGCCUUGAACCAUUCCCCAUCAUGUGCUGCAGUUCUAUGUGCCCCUGGUAAUGCUGGUAUUGCUCAGUCCCGGGAUGCAACAUGUAUCCCAGAUUUGGACAUCUCGAGUAGUGAUGAUGUUAUCUCAUUCUGCCGCAAGAGGGGAGUGGGAAUGGUUGUAGUGGGCCCUGAAGCCCCUCUUGUCGCGGGUCUUGCAAAUGACCUUGUCAAAGUUGGGAUACCAACCUUUGGCCCUUCAUCAGAGGCUGCAGCUUUAGAAGGAUCAAAGGACUUCAUGAAGAAGCUGUGUGAUAAGUAUAAUAUCCCUACAGCUAAGUAUCACACAUUUACGGAUGCUGUGGAAGCUAAAAAAUAUGUAAAAAAUGAAGGAGCACCUAUUGUUGUUAAAGCUGAUGGACUGGCUGCUGGAAAGGGUGUGGUUGUUGCAAUGACUUUGGAUGAGGCGUUGGAAGCCAUAGAUUCUAUGUUGGUUGAAGGCUCAUUCGGUUCUGCUGGUUCACGGGUUAUCAUCGAAGAAUUUCUAGAGGGUGAAGAAGCGUCUUUCUUUGCAUUGGUAGACGGCGAAAAUGCUUUGCCUCUUGAAUCGGCACAGGAUCACAAAAGAGUUGGUGAUGGUGAUGUUGGCCCAAAUACCGGUGGUAUGGGUGCAUACUCCCCUGCUCCAAUAGUGACAGAUGAGCUCAAACGCAUUGUAAUGGAAAGUAUAAUUAUCCCUACUGUUAAAGGCAUGGCAGCCGAAGGUUGCAAAUUUGUUGGUGUAUUAUACGCAGGGCUUAUGAUAGAGAAGAAAUCUGGGCUGCCCAAGCUUAUUGAGUACAAUGUAAGAUUUGGUGACCCAGAAUGCCAGGUUCUGAUGAUGCGAUUAGAAUCUGAUCUGGCACAAGUUCUGUUAUCUGCUUGCAAAGGAGAGUUGAGCAAUGUUUCACUGACCUGGUCUCCUGAAAUGGCUAUGGUGGUUGUGAUGGCAAGCCAGGGAUACCCUGGCUCUUAUAAGAAGGGGACCGUAAUAAAAAACGUGGACAAGGCUGAGCGAGUGUCUCCAGCUGUCAAGAUAUUCCAUGCUGGGACAGCAGUAGAUGGUGAUGGCAAUCUUGUUGCCGUUGGAGGGAGAGUCCUUGGCUUCACUGCCAAGGGCAAGGACAUCGAGGAAGCAAGGGCAAGAGCGUACGGUGCGGUAGACGCUAUCGAGUGGGUAGAAGGGUUCUGCAGGCGUGACAUUGGUUGGAGAGCACUGAGGCAGAAGCAAGUGGCUAACCAGUAGCUAUUCCAUGACCAUGAGAUUUCCCCAGAGAACCGCAACUACGGUGAGCCUGUACUGUUUACAAGUAAUAAAAAGGGAAACGGUGCGACCCCCAUUGUUUUUGGUUGUGGAAAGACAAGUAUUGCUGAUCAAACAGUAGUUAACACCUGUUGAUUUCAGCAUGAUUCGGUAUAUGUUUGCACCGAUAUUGUGUUCAGAGUCCAGACAAGCGCUAGAGUGAAAACAGCGCGCGCCAUCUGAAUUCUGACCAAUUGUCUUCAGUUAUCGGAUAAGUGGACCUUUCCAAAU